Molecule: messenger RNA, 486 nt
Organism: Colletotrichum godetiae
Lineage: Eukaryota; Fungi; Ascomycota; Sordariomycetes; Glomerellales; Glomerellaceae
Exons: 3
Coding region: 1-486 (161 amino acids)
Source: RefSeq, a predicted model, not a curated record
AUGUGCACAGUCCACGUCCUCAAGUGCCCACACUGUCUCUCGUGUGAGCCAAUCCGCCAGGUAUGCGAGCUAACACUUCCUCAUGGUAUUUGCCAACGUAAUCAAACGAAUCUUGUCACUACACAUCGCCUGGACAACGGUUGCAACAACUGUCGCGAGCGGCCGGGUUCUCAUUGCAGUGGUGGCUACGUUGUCGAGAUGCCUAGCCUCACACGGAGGUGGCAACGAAAAUAUGGUCACGACUGGUCUAAGCUUAACCUGCAGCUGCAGGACAUUAUGGACGCUUCACCUGAGGCAUUUUUGUCAUUUACCGCUAUGAAGAAGUGCAACGGAAGUCGCCUUAUUCAUCGUCUUUCUAUGCGCGGCAACGUAGGCUUCAGGCAAAAUGCGACAUUGGAACAGCCUCGCGAUUCAGACGUUGCCACGGAUAGCAUCAACGAGACGCCCGUCAUGGAGACAUCGCUGGAGAACGGCGGCUUACUAUGA